Molecule: messenger RNA, 836 nt
Organism: Drosophila innubila
Lineage: Eukaryota; Metazoa; Arthropoda; Insecta; Diptera; Drosophilidae
Exons: 1
Coding region: 89-634 (181 amino acids)
Source: RefSeq, a predicted model, not a curated record
AUUUUUUUUUUGCUAUUUAGAAAUUCCGAAAUUUAGUGAUAUUUUUUGCAUUAAAAAAUUCCUUUAGAUUCGAAUCGCGGUUUUCAAGAUGAUGUCAUUCAAUAAGUUUAUGCAGACAUUCAUUGGACUGCGCCACGCCUACAUUGCCGCCUCUCGUGUCGCCAUUCGAACAUUCAGCGAGCGCGACGAGGAAAAUUCCUCGGUCCGAAGUAAAAAAUCGGCCUCGGCCCAGUUGGCCCAGAGCGUGGACUGUGAUACCAGACUGGAGUCACCGGAGCCCGUACAGCGUAUGGUUGAGCUGGACAAUGUGCGUUCCCGUAUCAAUGAACUGGAUCAGCGUAAGCUGCGGCAUCAGGAAUACGCCGAGAUGUUAAAGGAACUGAUCAUAAAGCCAACCGAUGCUACAAUGGAACGUCUGCCCUUUAAGCAGCCCAAUUCCUCAUCUAAUAUGCGACAAUCCAUUCGAAAGUGCUCCAGCGUGGAGGAGGUGCUUCAGCUAACUGAUAAUCCCGAACAAUUGGCCAACGAGGUGGUCAAACUGUCUUGGGAACUGGCCACUGAAAAGCGCAAAAACGAUGUUGUGCUGGAGAGCUAUUUGGAGCUCAAACAGGAGAUGAUGAACGCCAAAGAGUAGGACAAUUAAAGGUUGACCUACUACAGCAUUAAUCAACUAUCAAUAACUCAUGUCUGCGCUAAAAGAUGGCAAGCGAUUUAAAUCGAUUUGAUCUAAUUUUGAGGGAAUUAAAAUGCAUAUAAAUUAUAUUCAUGCAAUACGUAAUAAAGGUUCUUAGCUGACAAUGUGGCAACGCUGCCAGCCUGCCGAGAAACGAACGAAA